Molecule: messenger RNA, 1089 nt
Organism: Penicillium coprophilum
Lineage: Eukaryota; Fungi; Ascomycota; Eurotiomycetes; Eurotiales; Aspergillaceae
Product: TauD/TfdA dioxygenase family protein
Exons: 4
Coding region: 1-1089 (362 amino acids)
Cellular component (GO): cytoplasm
Molecular function (GO): 2-oxoglutarate-dependent dioxygenase activity
Source: RefSeq, a predicted model, not a curated record
AUGGCAUCUGCUGUUACUCAAACCGCACCUACGGCGGUACCCACAGUCGAGGACAAGAUCACACUGACAGGUCUCGCACGUGAGCCUCUCAAGUCAAAUGGAACUCUUGAUGCUUUCGAGUCUUUCGACGUUACUCCAGUCAUCGGACGCGAAUUCCCCAAUGCCAACUUGAAGGACUUCUUGCGCGCCCCCAACUCCGAUGAUCUGCUUAGGGAACUUGCUUUAACCAUUUCGCAACGCGGAGUCGUCUUCUUCCGCAAGCAGGAUAGUCUAGACAAUGACCUGCAAAAGGAGCUUGUCCAACGACUGGGCGAACUCUCCGGCAAGCCAAGCACAUCUGGACUGCACAUCCACCCGAUAGCAAACUCAUCCCGGGAGCACGCCGUCAAGGAUGACGAGAUUAGUGUGAUCAGUUCUGCCAGCCUCGGAAAGCUAUACAAGGACAGAACCGUGCGAAAGCAAAGUGCGCGCAGGGAGUGGCAUAGUGAUAUCACCUUUGAACCGAUUCCUAGCGAUUACACCCUCUUGCGCCUCACAGAGCUCCCCGAAUCUGGUGGUGACACCUUGUGGGCCUCGGGCUAUGAAGUUUACGAUCGUCUCUCCCCACCUUACCAGAAGUUCUUGGAAAGCUUGACCGCAACAUAUGCGCAGCCCGGCUUCAACGAGGUUGCCAAGCGCAACGACUUCUCAGUCCACCCUGGCCCUCGUGGCGCGCCGGAGAAUGUUGGAGAUGAGCUCCGAGCUGAGCACCCUGUCAUCCGUACUAACCCCGUCACCGGCUGGAAGAGUGUCUUCGCUGUUGGCACCCACGUGCAGAGGGUCAACGGUGUUACCGAUGAGGAGAGCCGUCAUCUUCUUGACUGGUUCGUAACACUCAUUGUCGAGAACCACGACCUGCAAGUGCGCAAUCGCUGGCAGAACCCUAACGAUCUUGCUAUCUGGGAUAACCGAUCUGUGUACCACGCAGCGACUUAUGAUUACGAGGGGCUUGGCCCCCGCACUGGACACCGUGCUGUCGGCCUUGGAGAGAGACCUUAUCUGGAUCCCAAGAGCAUCGGAAGACGGGAAGCGCUCGCUAAGGCCGCAUAG